CCAAUUUCUAAUGAAGAUAAUCGUGUACCAGAUGCUAUACAUCACCACUUAUGGAAAAAGAUAUAUCUUGAACGAAAAAGGACAUCGAUUCUACCAAUGAUUUCUGGUGUAUUCUUUUUCAAUUUGAAAGGCGACAAUGUCAUUUGUCGGACAUAUCGACAUGACUUGAAGAGACACGUAACUGAUGUUAUCCGUAUCCACGUUCUUGCGAAUCCUGAAUUACGAACUCCAAUUGCAACAUUUGGUUCCACUAGUUAUGCCUAUGUCAGACACGAAGAUUUAUAUAUUGUUACGGUUGCAAAAGGAAAUCCAAAUGUAAUUAUUUUACUGGAAUUCUUAGAGCGUUUGAUUGAGGUACUGUCUCGUUAUUUUGACAAAGUCAAUGAAAGUUCCAUCAAGGAGAACUUUGCGUUUAUUUACGAGUUGCUGGAUGAAAUGGUUGAUUUUGGAAUUGUACAAAUGACGGAACCGCAUGCACUCGCUCGAAAUUUGACCAUUAGCCCAACAAAAAAGAAAGAUUCCUCUAUUUUAUCAAUGAAGCGCUCUAGCUCUUCCCAGACUACGGCAAGUUAUCCAAGUGACCAAUCCAGAUCUGUUCCAUGGAGAAGAGCAGGUAUAAAAUAUCGUAAUAAUACAAUAUAUCUCGAUGUUGUUGAACGAUUAAAUCUUCUCAUUAGUUCUACAGGCAAUGUUUUACGGUCCGACAUUUCUGGGUCAGUGCAUAUGCGAGCUUUAUUAUCGGGUAUGCCUGAGUGCCAAUUUGGUCUUAGCGACAAAUUAGACUAUAAACUAAAGUAUAACGAUGAUCGGAAAAAUUUUCUCCGUUCACAAAACGAUUCUGCAGCCUCUGAAGGAAUUACACUCGAAGACUGCCAAUUUCAUCAGUGUGUGAUGCUUCCUGAGUUUGAAAAUGAACGCAAAAUAUCAUUUAUUCCUCCAGAUGGUGAGGUUGAGCUUAUGAGUUAUCGCUGCCAUGAAAAUAUUCAUGUACCUUUUCGUAUACAUCCUAUUGUUGAACAGUUAUCGAAACAAAAAUUAAUUUACCGAAUUAGUAUCCGCUCAAGCUAUCCACACAAACUUUCUACAUCUCUUAAACUUCGAAUACCUGUUCCGGAAAACGUUGUAAAGGCUAACCCUAGAGUGAAUCGAGGAAAAUCUGGUUAUCAACCUUCGGAAAACAUAAUCAGUUGGAAUAUACCUUACUAUUUGGGAGAGAUGGAUCUAAUCUUGUACGCUGAAGUCGAAUUAUCAAGUACUACCAAUCAACAACAUUGGUCUCGUCCCCCGAUUUCUCUUGAUUUCAAUAUCCAAAUGUUUGCCAGCUCUGGCCUAAAAGUAAAAUACUUGCAUGUGCAAGAACCAUCUAACAGUAAAUACAAAAGCAUAAAGUGGGUACGCUACGCGACGCGUGCCGGCACAUGUGAAAUUCGGUUUUAG
Schizosaccharomyces octosporus yFS286 is the source of this 1437-nucleotide messenger RNA. RefSeq names its product AP-2 adaptor complex subunit Apm4. Gene Ontology annotation, molecular function: clathrin-cargo adaptor activity. The record is from RefSeq and is a predicted model, not a curated record. Lineage: Eukaryota; Fungi; Ascomycota; Schizosaccharomycetes; Schizosaccharomycetales; Schizosaccharomycetaceae. Bases 97 to 1437 code for a protein of 446 amino acids. The transcript has 3 exons. Gene Ontology annotation, cellular component: AP-2 adaptor complex; cytoplasmic vesicle. Gene Ontology annotation, biological process: clathrin-dependent endocytosis; intracellular protein transport.